Drosophila obscura is the source of this 1818-nucleotide messenger RNA. RefSeq lists its product as uncharacterized. The transcript has a single exon. Bases 1 to 1818 code for a protein of 605 amino acids. The record is from RefSeq and is a predicted model, not a curated record. Lineage: Eukaryota; Metazoa; Arthropoda; Insecta; Diptera; Drosophilidae.
AUGCUUGGCAAAAUAAAACUAGUGCUGCUACUGCUCCUGGCUCAAGCAGUGUCCGAGAAAACAGAGCAGCCCCAGCUGAGAUUCCUCACCGAACUUGUCCAACGUGCCCACAAACAACAAGCAAUUGAGACUUUGCUCAUGCUGCAGCACCAUCAAGACGAGAACUGCUCCAUCCAGGAUUGGAAUCCCGACGGUAUUCCCAUUCUACGUACCAACGAGCUGAAUCAAAUCGAAUUAAGGAAGAACUACAACCACCAGGCCUUGGCACUGGUCUGCCUACAGGAAACUUCGCAUUUAAUUCUGCUGAUGAAUGCUCUGGCCAAGACCUUCGAUCAUUUACGGUAUGGGCGAAUUAUUCUGUGGAUGCAUGGGAAUCCAACAGAGGACUUUCUAGAAGAGAUCGCCAGCCAGGUUGAGGAACAUAAAUUUACUCGAAUGCUCGUUCUGGGCUAUCAUCCAAUCGGAGGAGUUUCCAUCCAUCGUCUGAGUUCAUUUCCCAGCCCUCGCUUUGAGCGGAUUGGGAAUAUUUCGAGCAUUUUCCGUAAAUAUAAACUCAACUUCCAAGCAAAGAAGGCAAUCGUAUCGGCCAAUCUUAAAACGCCCAUUAAAUUGACCACUAAGUAUGCACCGACUGGGAGUUUCCCCAUCACCCGGAACGAGGACAGGCAGAUAAUUGAGUUUGCCCUCAAAUACAAUUUGACUCUGGUACUAGAUGCCAACAACAAUUCCAAGACAACCGAAUCGCCCUUUGAUAUUCAGUUAACUCCGCGCUUUGUGUCAAAGAACGAUCUUGUCAGCCGAACUGAAGGUGUGAAUGCCUUUUCUGUGUCCUCGCUGAUGGUUGUGGUGCCGUGCAGCAGGGAAAAAACCAUUCGAGAUGUUUUCCACAAGCUGGAUUUGCGGACCUGGUUCUAUUACAUUAUAUCCGUCUAUGUCAUAUUCGUGGUGGUGGAGUGCGUUAUUGUUGUUACAACCUACCGCAUCUCAGGUCACUCCUAUCGACUGACCGGCCUGAAUCCUUUCACAAAUAUGCGCGCAUUCCGGGCCAUCCUAGGACUGCCAUUUCCCACUGCACCUCGGGCGAGCGUCUCACUCCGCCAGCUCUUCCUGGCCAUGAGCAUAUUCGGGAUGAUCUUUAGCAACUUCUUCGGCUGCAAGUUGAGUUCCCUGCUGACGAAGCAUCCCCUGGAGCCACAGGUGGAGAACUUUGAGCAACUUCAGGGGAGUGGACUGACCGUGAUUGCAGAUACGAUCAUCCAACCCAUCAUCGAGAACGAGGUCAGUGAAGAGUUUCUCAGGCGAUAUUUGCCAAAUGUGAAGUACAUCGAUCCACUGGAGCGGGAUAGAUUGAUAAUGACUACGAACGAAAGUGCUGCUUUUAUAUUUUUUAGCGAUUAUUGGGAAAUGAUUGAUAAUGUGCAGAAGGCGAUCGGGGUGAAGACCUUGUGCGAAUCAAACAACCUAUCGAUCCUACAGAAUCUGCCGAGGAUGUUCCUGCUGCAAAAAGAUUCCAUUUAUUGGUGGCCCCUGAGCAAGUUUUUCGUAUUAUAUUACGAGUCGGGAAUAAAUUUGCAUUGGACACGCAUUUGUCCAAUUUCUCUCCGAAAGUAUUUCAAUGUCACUAUUGAACCGAUACUGAAGCCAGCAUUCGAGCCGUUGUCCUUGCAGCACCUAAUGUGGCUCGGUUGGGUCCUUGGCUGCGGCUACGGCUUGGCCACUUUGGCCUUUCUUGUGGAAAUCUACAUGGGAAAUGCGAAGAGAAAGGUUGCAAGAAAAGUUGCUCCUGCAGCUCCAGGGAACCAGGAGAUCGCUGCUUAA